AUGUUCUUCACUGUAUCUAUAACACCAAUCAUCUGGUUCAAUCUUCUACUAUGCAUCGCUUCUGAUAAAAAUGAAACUUCCCAUCUACCUAAUUUCGGUGCUGCUGAUGAAAUUAUUACAAAUAAUACUAAUUCUGGUGUAUCAGAUAGCUUUGAUUACAACAACUUUGAACCAUUAUUUAGCUCAGAAUUUCUGUUCGAUCCUUCGCAGUUCAUUGAUUUUGCUCAAGUGAGUGAAAUUGAGGAUAUAAGCAGUAGAGAAUCGAAUUCUGCGACUGAUCUGUUCACAAUUACUCCUCAUCCUGGCUUCAUCUCACCAAGUUAUGAUGAUUUCAUUGUCCACACUAAUUUGGAGUCAUUACUUGACUCAAAUUUGGAUUCAUACAGGAACGUAUGGAAAGAUGCUAAUGGAGAAUUAAAAACGAAUGAUGAUAAAGCACGAUAUCCUAUCAUUAGAGAUGCUCAAAGUGGAACUUCUUCGCCACUUAAUGUCAACACCGAUGACAUUAUCACAUAUAUGUACUUACCUGGUUCACAACAAAAUGUCGCUCCAGUCUGUUUUCACCAACUUACUCUUUCCUCAGACGAUACAUCCGGUCAACAUGGAAAUACUGAAGAGAGUAACAUCGAUAACACAUCAAUGAAGAAUCAAAAACAGGUCAAUGAAGGAUCAAAAACAGAUAACAGAAAGUAUAUUUGUUAUUAUCCCGGAUGUACUGUGAUCGCGACAAAUUACAACGAAUAUGUAACACAUAGGAAAGCACAUGGUCAAGCUCUCAUCUAUGAAUGCAGAGUGCCCGGUUGUGGGAGAACAUUUGACCAUAGAACAUCAUUUUGUAGUCACAUACAAACGCAUCAACCUAAGCAUCAAUGCAAAAAUUGCGGCAAACUCUUCUGUAGGAAGAAUAUACUGCAAAAACACAACAAGCACUGUGGCACACCACUUCAGGAACGAAGCUACGAAUGUGUCUAUCGCGGAUGUACUAUGGUUACAAAAGAUUACAAAGAAUAUAUAGCACAUAGGAAAGCACAUGGUCAGCCCUUCAUCUAUGAAUGCAAAGUGCCCGGUUGUGGACGGACAUUCGAUCGUAAACCAUCAUUUUACAAUCACAAGCAAACGCAUGAAUCUCAUCAUGAGUGCAAGUGCUGUGGCAAAUUCUUUAGUACCAAGAAUGGACUACAAAAACACAAAAAGAACUGCCCAACAAAAUUUCAUAAACGAGGUUAUGAAUGCCUUUAUCCUGGAUGUGCUGUGAUCUCGAAAAGUUUCAACGAUAAUCUAAAGCAUAAAAGAACACACAAUGGACCUUUCAUUUAUGAAUGCAAAGUGCCCGGUUGUGGACGAACAUUCUACCAUGAAUCAUCGUUACGCGAUCACAAGCAAACGCAUGGACCUCGUUGUCAAUGCGAGGGCUGUGGCAAAUUCUUUUAUCGUAUGAGUGUAUUAAAACUUCACAAGAAAUCGUGUUCCAAAGCUCUUCGUUAG
This is a messenger RNA of Brugia pahangi, 1485 nucleotides long. NCBI's taxonomy places the organism in Eukaryota, Metazoa, Nematoda, Chromadorea, Rhabditida, Onchocercidae. The record is from the annotation of a GenBank genome assembly.